Sturnus vulgaris (Common starling) is the source of this 5135-nucleotide messenger RNA. The record is from RefSeq and is a predicted model, not a curated record. Lineage: Eukaryota; Metazoa; Chordata; Aves; Passeriformes; Sturnidae.
UCACGAUGAGUUACUGGAGUCUGGACAAGAAGAGCUGCCUGCAGUACUGCCGGCACUUCCUGGCGGACAACGGCGCGUUCCACGUUGAAAGAUGCAUGAGUGUGAUGCAGUCUGGGACGCAGAUGGUGAAGCUCAAGAGUGGGACCAAGGGGCUGGUCCGUCUCUUCUACCUGGACGAGCACAGGACCUGCAUCCGCUGGAGGCCCUCCCGGAAGAGCGAGAAGGCAAAAAUUGUCAUCGACUCCAUUUACAAAGUCAGCGAGGGCCGCCAGUCGGAGAUCUUCCACCGCCACGCCGAGGGCAGCUUUGACCCCAGCUGCUGCUUCACCAUUUACCACGGCAGCCACCUGGAGAGCCUGGACCUCAUCACGUCCAACCCCGAGGAGGCUCGCACCUGGAUCACGGGGCUCAAAUACCUCCUGGCCGGGAUCAGCGACGAGGACUCGCUGGCCAAGCGCCAGAGGACACACGAGCACUGGGUGAAGCAGACCUUCGAGGAGGCUGACAAGAACGGGGAUGGGCUGCUCAACAUCGAGGAGAUCCACCAGCUGAUGCACAAGCUGAACGUGAGCCUGCCCCGCAGGAAGGUCCGCCAGAUGUUCCAGGAGGCAGACACAGAUGAGAACCAAGGAACCCUGAACUUUGAGGAAUUCUCAGUGUUUUACAAGAUGAUGUCCUUGCGUCGGGACCUCUACCUGCUGCUCCUGAGCUACAGUGACAAGAAGGAUCAUCUCACUGUUGAGGAGCUGGCUCAGUUCCUGAGGGUGGAGCAGAAGAUGAAUAAUGUGACACCAGAAUAUUGUCUGGACAUCAUACAGAAGUUUGAAGUGUCAGAAGAAAACAAGAAGCAAAACGUUCUUGGGAUUGAAGGCUUCACCAGCUUCAUGCGCAGCCCGGCCUGCGAGGUGUCCAACCCCCUGCACCGCCAGGUGCACCAGGACAUGGAGCAGCCCCUGUGCCAUUACUUCAUCGCCUCGUCCCACAACACCUACCUGAGCGGGGACCAGCUGCUGUCCCAGUCCCGGGCUGACAUGUACGCACGGGUGCUGCAGGCCGGCUGCCGCUGCGUCGAAGUGGAUUGCUGGGAUGGCCCAGAUGGGGAGCCAGUGGUGCACCAUGGCUACACCCUGACCUCCAAAAUCCUCUUCAGGGACGUGGCAGAAACCAUCAAUAAAUAUGCCUUCAUCAAAAACGAGUUUCCAGUGAUACUGUCCAUCGAAAACCACUGCAGUAUUCAACAGCAAAAGAAGAUUGCCCAGUACCUGAAGGAGAUAUUUGGUGACAAACUGGACUUGUCAUCUGUGAACACUGGAGAUCCCAGACAGCUUCCCAGCCCUCAGGAUUUAAAAGGGAAAAUCCUAGUGAAGGGUAAGAAGUUGCCCUGCAGCCUUGGAGCAGAUGCUGAGGAAGGAGAAGUUUCAGAAGAGGACAGUGCUGAUGAAAUUGAGGAUGACUGCAAGUUGAAGCCCUGCUUUAGCAACGGAGCAACUCAGCACCAAGUGGAAUCUUUUAUACGAACAAAACUGGAAUCUCUGCUAAAAGAAUCCCAGAUCAGGGACAAAGAGGAUCCUGACAGCUUCACUGUGAGAGCCCUGCUGAAGGCAACCCACCAGAGUUUCAGUGUGAACCUGAGGCAGAACCUGGACACAAAAGAAGGUGGAAAAAAGUCUCAUGGUCGAUCAUUAAUGGGCAACUUUGGCAAACACAAGAAAGCUGCAAAGGCAGCAGCCAAAGCCCCCAGUGCCUCGGAUGACGAGGACAGCCAGCAGCACCCUCCUGGCAAGGAGCUGGGACCCCCCCACAGCAGGCUUGCCCGCCGCAGGAAGACAGUGAAGCUGUGCCGGGCCCUGUCUGACCUGGUGGUGUACACCAACUCUGUGGCUGCCCAGGACAUCGUGGAUGAUGGCUCCACAGGGAACGUGCUGUCCUUCAGUGAGACCAGAGCCCACCAGGCAGUGCAGCAGAAGGCUGAGCAGUUCAUGCUCUACAACCAGAGGCAGCUGACCAGGGUCUAUCCCUCAGCCUAUAGGAUCGACUCCAGCAACUUCAACCCUGUUCCUUACUGGAAUGUGGGCUGCCAGCUAGUGGCCCUCAACUACCAGUCUGAGGGACGUGUGAUGCAGUUAAAUGAAGCAAAAUUCAGGGUAAAUGGCAACUGUGGUUAUGUCCUCAAACCUCAGCAGAUGUGCAAAGGCACAUUCAACCCCUAUUCUGCUGAUCCACUUCCUGCCAGUCCCAAGAAGCAGCUCAUUCUGAAGAUCAUCAGUGGGCAGCAGCUGCCCAAGCCUCCUGACUCAAUGCUGGGGGACAGAGGAGAGAUAAUAGAUCCCUUUGUUGAGGUGGAGAUUAUUGGGUUACCUGUUGACUGCUGUAAGGAUCAGACCAGGGUGGUGGAUGACAAUGGGUUCAACCCAGUGUGGGAGGAGACCCUCACCUUCACCAUCCACAUGCCCGAGAUGGCCCUGGUGCGGUUCCUGGUCUGGGACCACGACCCCAUCGGGAGGGACUUUGUGGGGCAGAGAACUGUGGCCUUCAGCAGCCUCGUGCCUGGCUAUCGCCACGUGUAUUUAGAAGGACUGACAGAAGCUUCCAUAUUUGUUCAUAUAAUCAUUAAUGAGACCUAUGGAAAGAGCAAGCAGCUGAUGGGGCUCCGAGGGCUGUUCUCCAAGGCGCCCAAGGCGGGCACUGCCGAGGCCGGCGGGCACCACGUGCGCAAACGCUCCAUCGGCGAGCGCAUCCUGCGGCGCACGGCCAGCGCCCCCGCCAAGGGCAGGAAGAAGAGCAAGAUGGGCUUCCCGGAGGCUGCCGACAUCAGGGACAGUGCCUCCGAGCCAGCUGACCUGAAGGACAAGGAAGGGGUGCUCCGGCGGCCCAACAGGACCUUGCAGGCACGUCCUGUCUCCAUGCCCGUGGACAGAUUCCUCAUGGUGGAGCUGCCCUGCCCUGCAGAGGACACUGCCCAGGAGGCCAAGGAAGAGGAAGACACAUCUGCCAACAGUGAUGACAAUACAAAUGAGAAGGAAACAAGCUUGAAAGAAUUGGUUUUUCCACAUUCCGAGCAAAAGGCAGAUGCUUCAAAUUUAACAUCUCAGUUCAAGAAGGAGAAUGACCAGAGGGAUUCCACAGCUGACUCUUUAGUACCAACUCCACAGGAGCAAACUGAACAUUUGGUUUUUGCAAAUGGUGUAGCUCAAGCAAAUCACCUCGUGGACUACCAGGAGAAUCAUCUUUCUGAUGGAGCUGUCCCCCUAAUGCAAGACUCUGACUCUGAACUUCCCACAGAAAAAUUACACCACAAAACCUGUGCAGACAGUAAAAAGGAAGAUGAUACAAAAGGAUCUAAAGAAGGACAAAUCAGUCUCAUGGGGACUUCUCCUUCUCAGAAAGCACAGGUGGAGAAUCACAAAUAUGACACGAAGAAAAGCACUGCAGCUCUUCUUUCUCUUUCUUCUGCCAUGUGCUCUGAGGGCCCUGACUGUCACUCCACGGGGAACCUGCAGGACAGUGACAUUUCUCACCUCAUUGAUGAAGUGUCUCUCUCGACUGAGAGCGAGCUGGACAGUGCUGUGUCUGCUCUCAUCGGGCAGCUCGAUGGCACAGAUGACCAAACCGCCCUUGCCCCUGUGUCCAGCCCCCCUGGCAGCAGCAGCCAGACCCCCAGGCUGGAGCCUGCACUCCCACACCUGUUUGCUGCAGACCUGAGCAGCCCCUGUAGGCACAACUUCAAUCCCACAAAAUCCAACAAAUCCCCUUCAGUCUCCACUCCGGACACAGCCAUGUUCUCCAGCCUGGAGGAUGCAGAGUAUUCCACGUACACAAUUAUCCACGAGGCAUCUCCAGCUUCUGAAUGUAUGAGCAACAGGGAAUUAAUCUGCAAGAAAAGAUUAAAUAGUCUGGAAAGCAUCUUGCCUGGCUCUUCUUGUUCUUCAUCCCUCUCUUUGCUAAAUGCAAAUCCCAAAAGGAAUUGUGCUACAAAAUCUGGACCAAGCUGGGAAGCCCCCGAGUCUGGCAGUUCUUUUGGUUCCAACAGCCUCAUCUUUGAGGAGGCGCUGGCCCCUGGCCCUGGGGAGCAGUCGGACAGCAGCAGCCUGCUGGAGGUGGAUGGGGACUGCCAGGAGCUCCCGGUGACCACCUGUGAGUACAGACGGGAGGACAUGAGCCAGCUGGCUUCUCCUCGGAGCCUGAGGCAGCAGCAGGACCCUGGGCACGCUGGGGACAGGACCUCUGGGAGCAUCUGCACUGCUGCCCAGCACUGCUCCGAGAGCUGCAGGGCUGCAGGGAGGCCGCUCCCUGUCCCUGUGUGUGACAGCACCGGCGCUGUGUGGCAGCAGCACAGGGCUGCAGUGUGUGUCCCCCAGCUCAGCCCAGCCUGCCCCCUGCUCCCGUUCCCCCCACGCCCGCCCAUCCAGCACAGCAGCCCCUGCAAGUCCAAGAGCCUGGGAGACCUCACCUCGGAGGACAUUUCCUGCAACUUCGAGAGCAAGUACCAGUACAUCAGCAGGAGCUUCAUCUCCUCGGGCCUGAGGGACAGCCAGGCGGGCGCCAUGCAGGGCGUGAGGCCGCACUCCACGGACGCGCUGACGGAGCAGCUGCGGAGGCUGCUGUCCCUGGAGCAGGAGGACAGCCGGGAGCCGCUGUGCCCCAGGCAGACGGAGCAGGACUGCCCCCGGGCCCUGGUGAGGAAACUCUCGUCCCGCAGCCAGAGCCGGGUGCGGAACAUCGCCAGCCGCGCCCGGGAGCGGCAGGAGGCGGCGGGCAAGCAGCGGCCGUGCGAGGGCAGCGGCGUGCCCGGCGUGGUGCUGCGGAACAAGGCCGGGGGACACGGCGUGAACCGGCACUCCACCGGCUCCUGCAUCGGCCGAUACCUGCACGGCUGCGCCGGGGAGCGCCGCGGUGUGCCCGAGGGCUCCUGCUCCGCGCUGCAGCACGGCUGUGGGGAGCUAAAACUGCAACACGGCUGUGGGGAGCUAAAACUGCAUCAGGGCUGUGGGGAACCGAAACUGCAGCACGGCCGUGGGGAGCUAAAACUACAGCACGGCUGUGGGGAACCAAAAGUGCAGCACGGCUGUGGGGAGCUGCAGCUGCCGGCCGGAGCCCCGGAGCAGCCCGAGAUCUAUUUUCUGCUCCGGCUGUGA